ACAGAUUACUCUAAUUUCUCUGUUUCUCAGUUUCUAGACACAAAUAUGAGUUCUCAGGCGCGUGACGUCAAGAAUCUCUGGUCUUUUGUGGAUCAGGAUCGUCUUCGGAGAAUGUCCGUGACUUCCGCGUUGGAGAUUUGCAAAUCCUAUGUUGUCUCGGAGGGAUCCAAGGAGGGAUCUGAGGACUCUACUGAUAAGAGUGUGGAAGUGAUCAACUUUUUGCUCAGCACACAAGAUUUCGCUGACAAAGUGCUCCUGACUCAGGCCGUGAGUCUCAUCCAGGCAUGCCUUCCGGGCUUUCGAGUGUUUGUCUCACGAACCUUGAAGGCGAAUUUACUCAAUGUCCUGGACAAAAUAAUCACCAUUAUUGACACGCUGUUGACCACAGUAACGUUCUUUGCUGAGAAGUUCCACUGGACAAAGCAUCACUUGAAGCUGAGGGACGUUUAUCUGAAUGUCCUGACAAUUUUGACGGAAGUAUUCAUGUUUUCCAGCAAAAAUAAUCCCCAGAAGAAUCAGCUGACACAAGAUCUAAUAGACAAAUCCACACGACUGCAUCUUUUCCUCCUGGAAAAGCUCUCCAGCACAGAGAUUAGCUUCUUCGUGGACUGCUCCUCGGAGGAGAGGGAUUUUCUCAUUGAAGUCCUGGGAAUAUUGUUCCUGAUGGGUGAAGUUAGCCAGUCGAUCAAUCCCUUUCUCUGGGGCAGCACUUGGAAGAAUACACACAAGAUCAUCGCUAAGAACAAUGAAGAGCUGAAGAAGGUGUCCGAUAACUUCAAGCAAUGCCUUCAGGCGCCUAUUAAAUUCAUCUGCCGACAAAUCCGCGAGACAAUUCGGGAAGCCGUGCAAACGGAGCAAUUGACUGUUCUGAAGAUCACGAAAUUCUAUCAGUCCAUCAUCACGAAACUCUUGGAACUCUUCCCAGGGAAUUUCCUGCCGCACUGCGACAUGAUUCUGGAGAAUCUCUUCUACUUGCAAUCUGUGCGGUUCCUGAAGAAGUCGCAAACUGCCGAGGACAUCCACAAGAUGAUCACGGAUCCUUACAUGAGCAAUAUUAGGAUUCUGCAGAGGAAUGAACAGUUUAUUGAAUGUCUGGUGAACACGAAAUACUCGCACGAUUCGGAGAUUUACGCCUUCUUCGUCAUUUCCACGGAGGUGCUCAGAGUUAUUGGUCAGGAGAAUCAGGUGGAAACUAAAGAAGCAUUGGUUGAUAAGAUCCUCAGCAUGAUUCCAAGUUGUUAUUCGACAUUCUUGGAUUUUCCGGACAUUUUCAAAGAUCUUACAAGGAAUUUAUUUGUAGUUUUGACCAAGCAAGAGAAGUAUAAAAACGUCUGGGUGAAAUUCCUCGGAAGAACUUUGAAGAAUCCUUCUUUUUUCGGCAAUCUCACUUGCCUGAAAAUCCAUCGCAACAUCCAGAACGCAUCUCGCGAGAGUGUCCGUUUCGAAACCUUCGUGGUGUGGAAGAAUAGCCUGGAAAGAGUCUCCAUAAUUACCCAACCAGUGCUUCUAGAGGAUCUUCUAAGAAAUUCCUUCGACUGUUUGUCCACCGAAAGCCAACACAGAGUCGUGAGUCUCAAUAAUCCCCAAAAAAACUUCCUUUUGUGGAGUAUUUUGGGAUUGGACAGAAUUCCCAACGCUGAGAAGAAAAACUUCCUGGUUAAGAAGUUGAUAGAUGAAGUAGAAAAGCUGAUAAGUGACUUCCUGGGGAAGAAUUUCACGGUGAAGAGUGUGGAAGACAUGAUUCUUAUCUUGCGAAUCCUGGGAAGAACAACGUUCUCACCAGAGGAAGAAUUCAAGAAGAAGUUUAUGGAAGUGUGGGAAUUUAUUGGGAAUAAGAUGAAGAAGACCCGGAAUAUCAUCUCAUGGAUUGUGAAUCCUCUUCUGGAAAUAUUCAGGAACAUCAGUGCUUUCCUGAGUACGGAGGACAAUCAAAAAAUCUUGGGAAUCAUCGUGAAAAUCUCAUCAAAAGACAACUGGCCAGCAGAAAUUCACAUUGAAAUUAUUAGCUGUCUGAAAAUCAUCUCAGAAAAUGACAUUGACACUUACUGGACUAUCCUGAGAUGCUACAAGAAGUCCUCAGACGCCUUCCAACUCCUAGCCAAACUCACCGAAGAGGCUGUUGGCCUUCAGGAACCUGAGCCUUCAAAAUCACCCCCAAAUAAGAGAUUCAAGGCUGAUUUCGGGUCGGAAAACGAAGUAAAACUGAGAAAAAUCCUACAAAGUGUUAAUGACUUCAGAGAGAAUUUCCCUGCUGGACAUUCCCUUCCUCCCAACUGUGCCUCAAUUGUUCAAGAGAUUGUGUCUUCAUUGAGGAAAAUUACAAACUCGUGA
Phlebotomus argentipes is the source of this 2331-nucleotide messenger RNA. RefSeq lists its product as uncharacterized. Lineage: Eukaryota; Metazoa; Arthropoda; Insecta; Diptera; Psychodidae. The record is from RefSeq and is a predicted model, not a curated record. The coding region runs from base 46 to 2331 and encodes 761 amino acids. The transcript has 3 exons.